UCAUUCAUCAAGACCUAGUGUUGCUAUAUAUUCUAAGUAUGCAUGCCGUAAGGUCUGGUAUUUAUAAUAACGUACAAGUGUGUAUACGUUAUGGGAGUAUCGGGGAACCAACGAGGCAAGGAAGUGGAGAACACAGACACUUCAAGCGGUGUUAGACAAGAGUAUGCAUUUUCUCCACUCAAUCUAAGUUUGUUCGCCAAAUGGAAUCGAUUUCGUAGUUUCUUAGUAAUUUUGUCCAAAAAGGUCAAAAAGAAAGUUCCUACUACUACUAGGACGGAUUCAAAGGAUUCAGUUGACAGAGAUGCUGUGCUUGCAAGGGUUGAAUCAGAGAAAAGACUGGCUUUAAUAAGAGCAUGGGAAGAAAGUGAGAAGACAAAAGCAGAGAACAGGGCAUAUAAAAGGCACAAUGCUGUCGUAUUGUGGGAGAAUAGUAAGAAAGCAUCUGCGGAGGCACAUCUUAAAAGGAUUGAGGAAAAAUUGGACAGAAACAAGGCCAAGUGUGUUGAAAAAAUGCAAAACAAUGUUGCUGAAAUUCAUAGAACAGCAGAAGAGAAAAGGGCAAUGAUAGAAGCCAACAGGGGAGAAGAAUUCCUAGAAAUAGAGGAGAAAGCUGCUAAGUUUCGUACCCGUGGCUAUUCACCCAGGAAAUAUCUUCCAUGCUUCGGCAGCAGUUAAAGGAUUUUCAGCCAAAUGAAACAAAAAACACAAAUUCUCAUGGCUUGCUUUUUUUGUUGUUAUACGUUUAAAUUUUGCUGUGUAAUAAGAGCCGGACAUUCAUAUUUGCAUAUUAGAAAAAGCAAGGAAGAUAUAAUAUAACGAGAAUAGUUCUCAUGUCAAGGAUGUGAGAUUCAAUCA
Messenger RNA from Glycine soja, 855 nucleotides. RefSeq names its product remorin 1.4-like. NCBI's taxonomy places the organism in Eukaryota, Viridiplantae, Streptophyta, Magnoliopsida, Fabales, Fabaceae. The record is from RefSeq and is a predicted model, not a curated record. The transcript has 6 exons. Bases 91 to 675 code for a protein of 194 amino acids.